AUGGUGUCCAAAGCAAUCAACCUCACGCUUCGAGCGGUCGAGUUCGCCUUCAUAAUCAUCAUCAUGGGCCUCAUUGGCAACGUCAUUGCCACCGCCUUCGCCGGCAACCCCUCAUUGAUCAAUUACGAUAUGUUUGUUGCGGCCUUUGGCAUGUUCUCGUUAUUCUACCUGAUAUUGGUCGCCUUCAACGACUCGUUCAUGGGCCAUCCCAUCUUCCCUAUUAUUGUCGAUCUCCUCAACGUCAUUUUCCUUUUCUGCGCCGCCAUCGCCAUGGCUGCCGAGCUCCAUGUGCAUUCCUGCAGUAACAAUAACUACACCCUCCACAACCACCUCACGAACGGCGCCAACGACAGGGAAGGCCGAUGUCGAGAAGAGCAGGCAGCGACCGCCUUCCUGUGGUUUACGUGGGCAGCCUGGAUGGCCAGCUUGUUCUUCUCCGUUCUUGAUGCUCGCAGUGGCGGUGUCAACCUGAGAGGCCCUGUCCGUUCUAGAGGUGCGCGCCCAGCAAUGUCUCAGGUGUAA
This is a messenger RNA of Fonsecaea multimorphosa CBS 102226, 522 nucleotides long. RefSeq lists its product as uncharacterized. NCBI's taxonomy places the organism in Eukaryota, Fungi, Ascomycota, Eurotiomycetes, Chaetothyriales, Herpotrichiellaceae. Gene Ontology annotation, cellular component: eisosome; plasma membrane. The coding region runs from base 1 to 522 and encodes 173 amino acids. The record is from RefSeq and is a predicted model, not a curated record. The transcript is spliced from 3 exons. Gene Ontology annotation, biological process: eisosome assembly; protein localization to plasma membrane.